AUGGCCUCCCUGUUCAAGGAUCCAAGUAAGAUUUCGGUAUACAGGGAUAGAAGGUUUCCUGGAACACAAGAAGAAUUUGAUGAGACACUGCAAAAUUCUACAACAGUUUAUGUGGGGAACAUGUCUUUUUACACCACAGAGGAGCAAGUUUAUGAGCUAUUCUCUCGAGCAGGAGAGAUUAAAAAGAUAAUAAUGGGUCUGGAUAAGAAUACGAAAACCCCUUGUGGCUUCUGCUUCAUAUUGUACUACUCAAGAGAAGAUGCUGAAGAUUCAGUCAAGUACAUUAGUGGGACAAUUCUUGAUGAUCGUCCUAUUCGUGUUGAUUUUGAUUGGGGGUUUCAAGAAGGCAGGCAAUGGGGCCGUGGUAAAAGUGGUGGGCAGGUUCGGGAUGAGUAUCGUACUGAUUAUGAUCCAGGUAGAGGUGGUUACGGGAAAUUAGUUCAGAAAGAGUUGGAAGCACAGAGGCAGCUAGUGGAUUAUGGUGCUGGAUCGCUAGGUUCAUUCCCACCUGUUAUCAUGCCUCAGUAUGGUAGACAUGGUGGAAAUCAGGAUUAUGGGGGCUCUCGUCGACAUGGCAGAGAUUACCAUCGCAAGCGAUACAGAGAUGAUGACCAUCGUGGAUCAGACUUCUCAAAGAGGAAUUCAGACUAUGAAUCACGAAGAACCUCAGAUCACGAUUCCAGACCGGAGAAAAAUCCACGAUUUCGCGAGCGUGGUGAUUCUGAUGACGAGGAAGACGAUGAUCGUAAGCUGCGUCCUUAG
Messenger RNA from Fraxinus pennsylvanica, 762 nucleotides. NCBI's taxonomy places the organism in Eukaryota, Viridiplantae, Streptophyta, Magnoliopsida, Lamiales, Oleaceae. The record is from the annotation of a GenBank genome assembly.